GCCUGAGUGCUUUAGACGUGUGGGCACGCGAUGGGGUAAGUCUUAUAUCUCUUCCACCGCGCCCAUAUAGCCCGAGAUCCGUUUCGACGCCUGCGUGAGAUGCUCGCCCGAGACUUCUGGCGAGCCGGCCGUCUUCAUGAGCCUCGUGCUUACCUCUGGCCCCUCCAGGCCCCCGGUCGUUGAGGUUGUCGACUUGACUGAAACGCCGCCACCAUCGCCGCCAUCUUUGGAACACAUCGCAAACGGAAGUCGAAAUGGCACUAGCCAGCCUUUGCUUGAAGCACAGCGCCAACAACAUGGCCGAGUUGCUGCCCAGGAUGAAGGACCGCCGUUCAAAAAGAGACGCGUAGACCUUUCCUGGCCUGAGAAGCAAUCAAUUGCCUGCCAGCAGGUCUCGCCAUACGUCAGCCGUGGCUUGGCGGACCUAUCAUCCUCCGAGUAUAUAAUAGAUGAGAUCGCGAUAAGGGCCGUUUCUAUAUUUGCCAAGGAUCCGGUGUUUAUUUCCCGAUUGGACGAAAACGACUAUACGCUGCCUGCCAACGAUGAGUGGACUGCUAUCAGGGUUAACAUGAUUGUUACCGAGCUAUCCCGGAGACCUGAAUAUCAAGUUACUCCAGCCAAAGAGCCAGCAGCCGCCGAAUGCCAGUUUCUCUCAGUGGAGGAUCCACCGCAAACGCAGGGCGAGGAUGCGCCAGAGGUGCACAUGGCAGAUGUCAAACAGCUGGAGACCCCGAGAACCGACAUAAUCGAAAACAUUACACCUGCAAUACACUGGAGCCGCUGGAAGCCGCUUCCCAAAUGCGGCCCAUCAUCAAACGCCUGGUUUGCUCUUGAACAACGACCUUACCAAUCAGCAUCGGAUCGCGACCUAAUUGCGAAAGGCGCCGGCAGCCUAUAUCGUGACCUACGACGAGAGAUGAAUGGUCCAAUGGUCUACCAUGUGGACUUUAGCUCUGAUGAGGUUCGGCAAAUCAUGGCGUGUAUUUCAACAUAUCUUCCUCCAGAUACCCCUGCUAGUUCUGAAAAUUUGGCGCAGCUAUGUCUUCAGUUUAACGUUCCUUCAAUCGUUGGCACUACGUUGCCUUAUCGAACGGCUGAGGAUAUACGGAAUUAUUGCUCGGAUAUACUUGCGGGCAAGGCGACACCACCUGAUCGAGCCCAAAUUCUGACAAUAGAUCCAAACUCCCAGAACUCUCGACAUCAACAGGAGAGUAGGCGUGCUAGUCGACUAUCAACCUUGCUUCUGGCUCGUGAAAUAGAAGGAAAUCGAGGGUUUGGAUCGAUGCGCCAAUAUGAAAACUUUCAAAACGAGUUUAGAAAGGUCUUUGAGGAUAGCCUAACCUUGGUCGCAGAGUACACAAACUGCGCCGGAGAUAUUGCGACGACCACCUGGAUUCCGGACGGCAACGUUUUAUGUGGCACAACGGUGCACUCCGACAGCCAUAAUCAGCAAUAUAACAAGCCUGGAAACUUGCUCCUUUGUUCGACCAAAUUGGGUCAGCUGAAAGCGUUUCCCGAUCACCGAAUUCCGCGACCGCUGGUUGACAAGGGUGAAAAUUCCACUGUGGCCAUGCGCCAAAGCCAAGAUCCGUGGCUCUACUCAUCAGUUGUGUGCUCAGAUUACGACAACGUUCUCGGCUUGGCAUACACUUCUAGUUUUGACAAAACAGUCAAAGUUUGGAAGGUUGACGAGACUGGUAGCAACAUGACAGCGUUGGCCACAUGGCAUUUUGAGGGCAACGUCAACUUUGUUGCCGCGGCCAAGGAUGGCUCUGGACGGGUUGCUACUGCGGCCGACACCCCAACCGAGGCUGUUCGAGUAUAUACUGUCAAUAUGAACGACAUUGCUAAUAGCUCCUACGUCUCCUUUUCUUGCACGCGUACCGAUGCCGACGACUCUGACAAGUGGGCAUAUUAUCCUGCAACUAUGCAAUGGGGCCGCUGCUCGAGGAGCAAGCAUCUGCUGGCUGUAGGAUACUCUCCUCGCAGCUUUUCUGGAGAAGACCUUGAUAUCCCAGAAGAUAAGCGGAACUCGGGAGAGAUCACUCUAUGGGACGCAGCUGCGAGCCAGCGAGUCACUGUCUUGACGGCGACAACGGCCAACUUUUUCGAGGUGGUUUGGCAUCCUACAUUGCCGAGAUUCAUCGCAGCAACUUCGCCCUCACAGUUGAAAGUGGCGCCUGGCGUGCGGACACAGAUUCAUCUGUUUAGAAAACAGGAUGCCGCCUAUGCUGAAUAUCACAACCUUGACUGCUUUGCGGCAGAUAUUAACGAACUGACAUUUAUGCCAAACUCGUCGAGGCAUGCAUAUGUUACUGCAGCGUGCACAGAUGGUAAAGUGUACGUGUGGGACACAGCUCAAGGGGACAAACCUGUGCACAUAUUACAGCACGGCCGUCCCUUGGAUGAGUAUUACGAAGACCGAGAGAAGGAAGAUACCGGAGUUAAAUUUACAGCUUGGGGAAAUAAUUUGGAUCGAUUCUACACAGGCGGCAGCGAUGGUACCGUCAGGGUGUGGAAUGUGCGUAACAAACGCAAGCCAUACUUGCGAACCCUUUUAGAAGCCCCUGGUCCUAUUUCUUGUGGCUCUUUCUCUCCCGACUUGCGGAAAUUAGUCGUUGGAGAUGCUACGGGCCGGGUGUUUUUGUUUUCUAUAGACAAGGAAGACGAGCCAGAAUCACAUUUCAUUACGAUCCCGGGUGUAGAUCGCCAGCUUCGACGCCCUACACCAUUUAUACCCCACCCCGAGCCAGAACCUCCAGCCCGGAACCCAGGAGGACCGGAAGAUGUGUAUGAUGACGACGAAGACGUGCAUAUCGCUGAUUUGGUGAAGCGUACCUACCUAGACACAAAUCAGAUUGUGAUCAACCCUAAUCCUACCAUUGGCGCCGUACAAGGGCCAGAAUAUGCCUCAACGGGACUCUUCCGCCGAGAGGCACACUUGAAUGAAGAUCCAGCAGGCCAUUUACUCAGUUAUUUUGAAAGAAAUCAAAGGCAGAGCAUCGAAGCAAGCCGCGGCGGGUUUGCCCGCUCAGUACGCAGACUUCGAAGCCCGGGAGAAGUAGAUCCCCUAAUGCAAAUUCUACACUAUACAAAUAAGGCGCGGGAACUGGAUAUAGAAGCCAUUUUGGCAGACGACCUCGCGGAUUUACUAGCAAGCAAGGCGGAGUUAUCGAUGAGCGAAGUGGAUUGCGGGUUUGUAUAUGAGGAAUUGCCAGAUGAAGAAGGAGAAGAAGAAGAAGAAAUGGGGGAUGAGAUGAAUGAUGACUCCAAUGCAAUGCAAUGGGCUGCGAGCGGAUAGACUUGCGGAUACCAAAACGCUGUAGCAUAUACAGAUGGCGCAUAUGUACAUCCAAGAUUAGUUAACACGCUGCCCGUUAGAUGGGCUAUUUAGAGAAUAUGGUACAUGCAAGAAGCCCC
Molecule: messenger RNA, 3420 nt
Organism: Trichoderma asperellum CBS 433.97
Lineage: Eukaryota; Fungi; Ascomycota; Sordariomycetes; Hypocreales; Hypocreaceae
Biological process (GO): regulation of actin cytoskeleton organization; TOR signaling
Cellular component (GO): TORC2 complex; TORC1 complex
Molecular function (GO): protein binding
Source: RefSeq, a predicted model, not a curated record